Molecule: messenger RNA, 911 nt
Organism: Aplysia californica (California sea hare)
Lineage: Eukaryota; Metazoa; Mollusca; Gastropoda; Aplysiida; Aplysiidae
Product: ATPase inhibitor mai-1, mitochondrial
Exons: 6
Coding region: 75-413 (112 amino acids)
Biological process (GO): negative regulation of ATP-dependent activity
Cellular component (GO): mitochondrion
Molecular function (GO): ATPase inhibitor activity
Source: RefSeq, a predicted model, not a curated record
GUCGCACUCCACGGCUAGGUUUACAAGCCACUCUUGUAAAUCAGACCAAUAAAUAGUGACCUUCAGUUUUCAACAUGGCGACCAAAUUGUCCUCGGUGCUCCGGUUCCAGCCACUUAGACUUGCAUGUGUCCGAGCCAUGAGUGGUGGACAGUUUGGUGAUGGAGCUGGCAAAGGUGGCGGCAGUGGAGGCUCUGUGAGAGAUGCCGGCGGUUCUUUCGGAAAGAUGGAAGCAGCAAAGGAAGAGCAGUACUUCCGUCAGCUGCAAAAGGAGCAGCUGGACAAGAUGAAGGACAUGCUGGAGGAUGAGGUGACCCACCACGAGCGACAGAUCAGACAGCAUCAGGAGGCCAUUGACCACCACAAGAAGAGGAUCGGGCGGCUGGCCAAACAGUCGGGCUCCGACUCCGACUAGACGUGACCGGCCUGUGUGGGGUUCCGUGACCCUCGACUUGUGACAUGUGUGGUGUGACCUUUGGGACAAACUGGCCAAAUGUUGUCGACUAUUGUGGUAGAUGUUGUAAGUCCGCGCUGUGUUCCGCAGUCUCUGCGCGGCGCGCGCAUGUGUGUCGAUAGAGGAAAUGUCUGGCAGUCUGGCUGCGGUUCUGUGAUCCGUGUUGUUUGUUCAUCCAGUUUGUGGAGAGCAGUGUUUUCUUCUAGCUUGUAGUUUUUCUGUACAUUUGUUGGGGAUGUUCAACUUGCUCAGAAAAGACCUCGAUGUUAGGAAGGUUCAGCGCAAGAAUCCUGUGCCGACUUUUUCCCCCCAAGAUGUCUUAACUUUGUUGUGCAACAUUUGGGCUGAGGUCUGGUGUGGAAAGUUCCACUAGGAAAUGAGUUCCCGAUUCACCUCAAUUUGUCUGUGGAGUUUUUGUCAUAAUUUGAUCUUGAUGCAAAAUAAAAUUGUUGAUUUGUA